AUGCCUCUCUUUCCCUCGGUCUACGCUGAGAGUAUGGAGGAGCGUGUCACGCAGUGGACACCACAGGGCCAUGUCAGUCGGACAAAGGACACGCUGGCAGACGACGAGCUAUUGGCGAAGCUAUCUGUGGCUGUCGAUGAAGAGGAUGAAGAGGUCUCGCGCAUCGUGCCUGGAUCCACUCCAAGCACUGCUACAUCCACCCCAACGCCCCCAUAUCACAGUGCCGGACCGAAGCAGCGUGCGAAGUCAAGCAUGACCAUGGCACCGACUGCUGAAGAAACAGCUCCAGACGACCAUCCCACCCGCCCAGAUUCGGUAAGUGGUGUUGCGAGCGCACGCGGGCCAGGUGCCGUCUCCGUGCGCUGGCGCAUGGCCACUGACAAUCAGCGUCCUGCCUCGUCUGCGUACUCGGCCCGAGCGCCACGAAAAGGCAAUGGCAAGAACGCUUUGCCGCCGAUGAGCUCUGCUUCGCCAAAGAGUGAAGCGCGUCCGACACAUUCAAGCACACAAGACAUGCCCACACAGUCCACGGUCUCCAAGUCAUCCCAGGCAUCUCCUGUGGUUCAGCCGUCGAAAAGACGGCUCCAGCAACAGCCCUCCCAACAGUCAAACAGCAGCGCUUCCUUCUCGGAGGGCCAGCGCAAGAAGCCACAGCAUCUGCCCCAGGACCCCGCCUUGCAAGCAGUGGCACGAAAGCUGAACAAAGCCUUGGUCGCCCAUGCUCAGAAGCGACAGUCGGAUGGGCCACCAAGCUGGGCACGAUUCUUUAUGGAGGCUGACACGGAUGGGAGUGGCAUGAUCUCCUUUGAAGAGUUGGACAUCGCGGCCUCGGAGCUAAGUGUGGGAUUUGGCACCGAGGACAUGAUCGCACCGUAA
Molecule: messenger RNA, 876 nt
Organism: Symbiodinium necroappetens
Lineage: Eukaryota; Dinophyceae; Suessiales; Symbiodiniaceae
Source: the annotation of a GenBank genome assembly